This is a messenger RNA of Anopheles nili, 1157 nucleotides long. RefSeq names its product transcription termination factor 3, mitochondrial (gene mTerf3). The transcript has 2 exons. Gene Ontology annotation, cellular component: mitochondrion. Gene Ontology annotation, molecular function: double-stranded DNA binding. Bases 1 to 1068 code for a protein of 355 amino acids. The record is from RefSeq and is a predicted model, not a curated record. Gene Ontology annotation, biological process: regulation of DNA-templated transcription; mitochondrial ribosome assembly. Lineage: Eukaryota; Metazoa; Arthropoda; Insecta; Diptera; Culicidae.
AUGCGAAGCGUUGUGUCCAAACUCAUUAAAACGUUACUCCAAGUGCAAUCUGGUGCACUGGUGCAGAGUUAUCAGUUAUGUUCGAGUUUAUCUGUUACUAACACUCAUCACAAAGAUCUGCAACUGUACGAAGAUGAUCUACAGCAUGAAUUCCAGCAAGUGCUUCGAGAAGAAAAGCGGCUUGUACUUGAUCCGGUGGAAGAUCCUCUGGCUGUGGAGGUCUUUCCAAACACAAAGCCGUCGUUCAACUUUGCUGCUUACGUGAACAAAUCUCACAGUUUGCAACAACUCGUAGCGCUGGGUGUCGAAUUACACAAGUUCGAGAAACGCAAAGGCAUUACACAGUUUGUUUUGGGAUUAGAUUUCGAACGCGACAUGAAGCAGCACAUUCGUUUUCUAUCGGAUAAUGGAGUACCGACAGAUGCUCUUGGAGAGUUCCUUACAAAAAACCCGUUGAUUUUUAAAGAGGAUCUGGGAGAUUUAGACACAAGGAUAAAUUAUCUGCAUUCGAAACGAUUUCUGCCGGAGCAAAUCGCACGCAUCGUCACUAAAAAUCCUUUUUGGCUCUUGCUCAACACCAAACGCAUAGAUGGACGGCUAGGAUAUUUUCAGAAAACAUUUAGCCUGCAAGGAGAUGAGGUCAGGAUGCUGGCUACUAAACAACCGAGACUAAUUACAUACAAUCUAGAGCAUGUGCGCAAAAAUACCUUCUCUGUGCAGGAAGAGAUGGGAUUCCAAAAGAACGAAGUCAAACAGUUAUUACUUAGCAAACCAAGAAUAUGGAUGAUAAAUACAGAUGCUUUGCACUACCGGUUCGAAUAUAUUCACCGCCGAAUGAAAAUUUCUCAUGCCGAAAUUCUGAAAACACCCGACUUACUACUGACACGCGACGUUCGGAUCAAACAAAGACACGGAUUUCUCAAAUUUCUUGGCAAAGUGCAGUACGAUCCCAAGAAAGAGCUGUAUAUUCCGCUAAAAUCACUGGCCGAGAAGACCGACGAGGAGUUCGUUACAGAAGUAGCCAAAUCGAACAUGGAAUGUUACAAUCGGUUUUUAAAGACACUUUAAACAAAAACUGCAGUUUUUUAAAGCAAAAUAAAAAGAUUCAUAAAAAGAACAUCUAAUGGAAACUUUUCCAUAUCUGCAUAAAGAGCGAU